ACCCUGAAAAACCUAAGUCCGUUUUCUCCAUCGUAUUUGCCCCUUUUUUCUGUUCCCUCUCCCAAAUGCUCUACUUCGUCCUUUGCUUCUCGGCACACUACACACUUCGUGCCCAUCAAUCAGAAGAAGUAAAUUAAUAUAUUCACAAAGGAGAUGGUAAAGGUUUAUCGGAGCAGCUCAAUGGAGUGGAAUCCAUCCCCUGUUGUAGCCCUAGCCACUAGCGCGGACGGCUCCCAAGUGGCCGCCGCUCGUGGAGAUGGUUCGCUCGAGAUUUGGCUCGUCUCACCCGGCUCUGUUGGAUGGAACUGUCAGCUUACAAUUCAUGGGGACCCUAAUUCGAGAAUGUCGUCGUUGGUGUGGUGUCCAUCGGGGCCGAGAGGCUCGUCAUUUGGCCGGUUGAUAUCUUCUAGCAUUGAUGGAUCGGUUUCUGAGUGGGACCUUUAUGAUUUGAAACAAAAGACGGUUCUAGAUUCUAUUGGCGUCUCGAUAUGGCAGAUGGCUGCAGAACCAUGUAAUAAUUCACAGUUCAAUGUAAAGAAGAAAAUGAAGGUUUAUGAAAAUGGCCAUGCUAAUCCUAGACUUAAUGGUGGCGAGGAUGAUGAGAAUGGUGAUAGCGAACAAGACAAUGACGAUAAUGAUCAGGUUGAAAUUCAUGACGACCAUGGCACUGAAUAUACACGUCUAGCAGUUGCUUGUGAUGAUGGAUGUGUACGAAUAUACAACAUAUCUGACUCGGAAGAACUUACUUAUAAUAUAACAUUGCCAAGGGUUAAUGGACGAGCAUUAAGUGUAACCUGGAGUCCUGACGCAUGUAGGAUAUAUUCUGGGAGCAGUGAUGGGUUCAUAAGAUGCUGGGAUGCUAAACUGGCUCAUGAGAUUUAUAGAAUAACCGUUGGGCUUGGAGGUCUGGGUAGUGGACCUGAGAUUUGCGUUUUGUCAUUACUUGCACUUAGAUGUGGGACUCUCAUAAGCGCCGAUAGUUCUGGCAGUGUGCAGUUUUGGGAUAGUCAGUUUGGAACUCUGUUGCAGGCACAUUCUUGUCACAAGGGUGAUGUGAAUGCCCUUGCAGCAUCUCCUAGCCAUAAUAGAGUGUUCUCUGCUGGUUCAGAUGGUCAGGUAACUUACAUUUUGCAGUAAUUAUGUGCAUCAAAA
Molecule: messenger RNA, 1152 nt
Organism: Olea europaea var. sylvestris
Lineage: Eukaryota; Viridiplantae; Streptophyta; Magnoliopsida; Lamiales; Oleaceae
Product: U3 small nucleolar RNA-associated protein 4-like
Exons: 6
Coding region: 154-1137 (327 amino acids)
Biological process (GO): meristem growth; meristem maintenance
Molecular function (GO): protein binding
Source: RefSeq, a predicted model, not a curated record